GUGACGUUCCUGCAGACCUAGCAAAACAUCCGCAUUGACGCUCGCGCGUCCAGUCAGCGAGCACGAGGAAAGUUUUCAACAUUUGUUUUCUUAAAAAUAAGAAGCUGCUGAGGUUCUCCUACCAGUGUCGCCACCCCUAGAACAUGCCCCACGACCCCGACCCUCCACCGGCGAAAAAAUUCAAGCCGGGGUCCGUGUUUUUCCGCCUGGAGAAGAAUAAACCUGGAAUGCUGCUGCCCAGAAAGGGAAAUGUGAUCACCCCGAUUGACGUCCAGAGGAAACGGCUUCCAAUCUACCAGGCGAGAACUCGGCUGUUGAACGAGCUGAGGCAGCUUCAUAAUGCUAUCAUCAUUGGUGAGACUGGCUCUGGGAAAACCACCCAGAUCCCUCAGUACCUGUUCGAAGAUGGCAUCGGCAGGCAGGGCUUGAUCGCCAUCACCCAGCCGCGCCGGGUGGCUGCAAUCUCCCUGGCAGGAAGGGUGGCAGAGGAGAAGAGGACUCCGCUUGGGAAGCUGGUGGGCUACACAGUGCGUUUUGAAGACGUCACUUCACCUGAGACCAAGCUAAAGUUCAUGACGGAUGGGAUGCUCCUGCGUGAGGCCAUCGGAGACCCCUUGCUUCUGCGUUACACCGUGGUGAUCCUGGAUGAGGCUCACGAGCGCACCGUGCAGACCGAUGUUCUCUUUGGCGUGGUGAAGAGCGCUCAGCGCAGGCGGAGGGAGUUAAACAAGGUUCCCCUGAAGGUCAUUGUGAUGUCUGCCACCAUGGACGUGGAUUUGUUCUCGGAGUACUUCAACAAGUCGCCGGUGUUGUACCUGGAGGGGAGGCAGCACCCUAUUCAGAUCUACUACACCAAGCAGCCCCAGUCGGACUAUCUGCAGGCUGCACUUGUUUCCAUCUUCCAAAUCCACCAGGAAGCACCACAGUCCCAUGACAUCUUAGUGUUCCUGACGGGCCAGGAGGAGAUCGAGGCUCUGGCGAGGACAUGCAGAGACAUCGCCAAGCAUCUUCCUGAUAGCUGUGGUCCCAUGGUGGUUAUGGCCCUGUACGCGUCAUUGCCUCCAGCUCUGCAGCUCAGGGUCUUCCAGCCGGCGCCUAAGGGCUGCAGGAAGGUCAUCCUCGCCACCAAUAUUGCAGAAACAUCAGUCACAAUCUCUGGGAUCAAAUACGUCAUCGACACUGGGAUGGUGAAGGCCAAGCGUUUCAACCCUGACAGCGGUUUGGAGGUGCUGGCCGUUCAGCGCGUUUCCAAGGCUCAGGCGUGGCAGCGGGCCGGCCGCUCUGGCAGGGAGGACGCCGGCUUCUGCUAUCGCCUUUACACCGAACAGGAAUUCGACAGCCUCAUCCCCAUGACGGUGCCUGAGAUCCAGAGGUGUAACUUGGCCAGUGUGAUGCUGCAGCUGAUGGCGCUGGGCAUCCCUGAUGUGAUGAAUUUUGAUUUCAUGUCCAAACCCUCUCUAGAGGCCAUCCGCUCUGCUGUGGAGCAUCUGGAGCUGCUGGGAGCUGUAGAGAGGAAGGAUGGGCAGGUUAUCCUCACCACUCUGGGCAAGAAAAUGGCCAGCUUCCCAUUGGAGCCUAGAUAUGCCAAGACCAUCCUGCUGUCCCCGGACUUCUCUUGUUCUGAGGAGAUCCUCAGCAUUGUGUCUCUGCUCUCAGUGGACACUGUUCUGUACAACCCACCUGCCCGGCGGGAUGAGGUGCUCGCGGCACGCAAGAAGUUUAUCUCCAGCGAGGGAGACCACAUGACACUGCUCAACAUCUACAGAGCUUUUAAAAAAGUUGGUGGGAACAAGGAGUGGUGUCGGGAAAACUUUGUCAACAGCAGGAAUAUGAGUCUGGUGAAAGAUGUCCAGGCUCAGCUCAGGGAAAUCUGUCUGAAGCUGAACCUGAAGCUGGAGUCGGGUGGGGCAGAUACGGGUAAUGUCCGCUGCUGCCUCGCCCACGGGAUGUUCACCAAUGCUGCCGAGCUGCAGCCUGAUGGAAGCUACCUGGCUCUGGACACCAAGCAACCAGUCGCCAUCCACCCAUCCUCCGUCCUCUUCCAGGCCAAGCCAGCAUACGUGGUGUUCAACGAGCUGCUGCACACGUCCCGCUGUUACAUGAGAGACUUGUGUUUGGUGGACCCAGACUGGCUGCUGGAUGCAGCACCAGACUACUUUGGCCGCAAGAUCCACAGCACCAGGAGCUAACAUGAAUUACAUUGCACUAUUAGUGUUGAAGGACUUAUGUACUUUUUGGGCUCCACUACCUCCAAGCUAAAAACUAUCAGGCAUGUGUCACUGUAGCUCUGCUGAUCAGCGCCUCACAAUGCCAACUUCCUUUAGCCUGUUGUGCUAUGUGACUCUUUUAACCAGUGACUUAUUUUUCUACCUAUGCUUUAGCCUUUCCGGGAUCUGCAUGCAUUUCGGCAGCACAGAUUACUUGAUUGAAGCACAGUUCACCGGAAUCCAAAGAGCCAAUCUUUGCCAAAUACAAGCAGACUCUUGUUGCACUGUUAUGGAUGAUGGCAAAAAGUCUGUUUGCCUUCAGAAUAUCAGCGUUUUUCAGACCUUUCUUAGCAGGUAGUUUCAGGUUUAUACAGACAGUCUAUCAGAAUUGACUGAAAAGACGGUAAAAAUAGUUAGAAUCUGUUAAACAGAAAACCUAAAUCAUACCAGCUGCAUCCCUUGCUGUGCUCGCCCAUGCAUGUUAACUGACACCGACAUGCAUGUUGGGUAUGAGUAUGUGGCAUGCCUUACCUCUUGUUGCUCUACUCUUAAACAUGUGUUGAACUGAUGAUUACUCAGACUCUUCAACUGUAAGAAAGUAAGUUCUAAGAUGGCUAAUGUAAGCAGGGAGUGCGUGAAGAUAAGUCAGUUUAGUGUUGGGCUUAUUUGUGGUUACUCUGGACUCAGGUUUGUCGAAAAUCUAACCAGAACAAAUGCAUCAAUUUAUAACUCUGCUAAAAUGUUUCUUGGCAACCCUGCCCAAAAUGAACAGAUAUGUUGGUUUGAUGUUUUUUUAUUUACACUGAAUUUGUUGGGUUCACCCCAACUUUAAUGUCUAGCUUAUCUUUCUGUUCCGAUAUUACAAAAACAUACAUGCAUGCAUAGUUUAUUUGAAUAAAUGCAAAUAUUGAAUAGUUUAAUUAAAUUCUGUAUUAUGUUGUUAUAGUCUUGCCUAACCGCACCUGUUUCUAAUAAAAACCACUUGAUCAGAA
Messenger RNA from Cyprinodon tularosa, 3199 nucleotides. It is a transcript of the gene dhx33, whose product is annotated as DEAH (Asp-Glu-Ala-His) box polypeptide 33. Gene Ontology annotation, molecular function: ATP binding; RNA binding. Lineage: Eukaryota; Metazoa; Chordata; Actinopteri; Cyprinodontiformes; Cyprinodontidae. The transcript has 12 exons. The record is from RefSeq and is a predicted model, not a curated record. The coding region runs from base 144 to 2189 and encodes 681 amino acids. Gene Ontology annotation, biological process: positive regulation of transcription by RNA polymerase I. Gene Ontology annotation, cellular component: nucleolus; intracellular anatomical structure.